Messenger RNA from Aspergillus lentulus, 2550 nucleotides. The record is from RefSeq and is a predicted model, not a curated record. NCBI's taxonomy places the organism in Eukaryota, Fungi, Ascomycota, Eurotiomycetes, Eurotiales, Aspergillaceae.
AUGCAGGCUUCACCGAGCCCCUCUGAGGCUGGCGGAGGAUACGGAACGCGGAGAGGCCAUGUGCCUCAAUUAUCUAUUAGUGACCCGAGCCAUCAUGUCACGGAAGCCAUCGGGCAUAUGUACGAAGACGAUUACGACAGGCGGGAGUCCAAACGUCUCAGCUUCCUUUCUUCCCCACUCAGCGAAUCCAUCUCGAUAAUCCCUCCCAACCUCGCCGGAUCCGAAGACCCCGCCUCACCGCAGUCGCUGCUCGUACAAAAUCGCUCGAGCGCCGUGGAUAGUCCUCAGACGAAUGGACACUCACGGCCGCCACUGGCCUCCUCCAAGUCCUUUGAUCGGGACACCAGCAACCCGACAUCUCCCGGCUCGACGGACACGGCUACCACCUCUUUCCCUCUAAACGACGUCGACUACGAAUCCGAUCCUGCUGCUGUGGCUCAGGAGCUCAGUAACCUAGCUGCUAUCCGGCGGAUGUCUAUGGACGUGACAGCAACAGGAGAUCCCGACCUUCCAAGUUUCUCCGUACCGUCGAUAGCUCCAUCUCCUUCCGCCGACGAAAAUGACGCAUCUCGUUUAUUCUGGGUUCCAGCUCGGCUGCAUCCAGAGCUGGCUCCCAAGGAGUUUAAAUCCUUCCUCGAAACCAAGGCGGAACAGAUCAGACGAAAAUCGGGCGAAUUCUCGGGCUUCGAACACGAUGGGGCGGGCGGGUCGCUUCGCCGGAAAAAGUCCAUGUUGUCCCGACAGAUUGACACCUCCCAGGGUUACACGGAUGGGGCGGAGCGUCUCGAGCGGAAACGAUCGCAGUCGAAGAACAAGUCUCUGAGCCCGAAUCUGCUUCAGCUUGAAUCGUUAGUAGAUGACUCCAAGCAGCAAACCCCAAGCGCGGCGUCCUUUUUGGACGGAGUUCAGAAACUCACCAUAGAGGAGGAUGUCCCGAUUCUGCCUCCCGCACCCCCCGGGCACAGUCUCCGCCGCUCUACCCGAACACAGUACAGAAAAGCCGGUAGUUUGAGAAAAGGCGAAAAGGUUCCCUUCUCAAAGCGGACUGGUAGAGCAUCGGACACGAACGACCGAGUUUCUUCAAUCACUAGUUCAUCCGCGGACGAGCGCUCCUCAGGUCUCACGCGAGUGGCUACCGAUCCAACGCCUAGCACAAGGCGCGCACAGGCCGAUCCGCAGUACACCACGCAGACCGCUGUCAGCCCUUCUACACAGUUUGAGAAUAGCAGGGCGAAUGGCUGGCCGGAAACGAAUCCUGGAGACAGGACGAAUGCUUCUCAGGCACGCCACCAGUGGCACUCUCGCAUCAGCUCCAAUGGCCGCUCGACCUUGAAUAUCCCGCCCACCGAACAAAGGGUGCCGGAAAUUAUCGAGACGCCCCCGGCCGAAUCUCCGCCAACUCCCACGACACCCACGACACCCACAUACCACCACAGUUACAGCUCGGGGCGGGAGGCAUCGCAAGAUGCGCCGCCGACACUGCCUUCAAAGGAUUCGCCUCUUCGAGAUCCGAAUACAACCAAACGAUCCGGAGCCGCGCGGCAGUCCGGGAAGGAGAGCUCGAAAACUCUCAAUGACUUUGCGAAUAACCCACAACCACUCCCGGGAAAUACAACACGGACGGACAACCUCUCAUUCAUUCCUACAAUAUCGGAAGACCGCAAGCCCGAGCCCAAAAAGUCCAAAGACAAGAAAGAUUCGGAGGGUGGUCGCAAGUCGAGUUGGCACUGGUUGCUGGGCUCUGAGGAGAAGGAGAAGGAAAAGAAAAAGGACAAGGACAGCGAUUCGAAGAAAAGCAAAUCGAAGUCGGCGGAUAAGGUUCAUGAACCGGCACACCCUGCCUCAUCCAACGAUAUCAGUCCGCGCGGGCGCGAAAGUAUCACCGUGGAUCGGCUCGACCCUAAACUGGAGGAGGAGCGUCGGAAAGACCACGUCCGGCGCACAUCGGGGGAGUCCAAGAAGGACAAGGAAUCCGGCCUGUUUUCAUCGAUUUUCGGCGGUGGGAGGAAGAAGAACAGUGGAGAUGGCCAUCACAAGAAGAGCUCGUCGCGGACAUUGUCCCCUGACCCACCCGUUCGCGAGCUACGGCCAGAUGUCGAUUAUCCGUGGACACGAUUCUCGAUCCUCGAAGAGCGAGCCAUUUACCGCAUGGCUCAUAUCAAAUUGGCCAAUCCCCGCCGAGCACUCUAUUCUCAGGUCCUGCUCAGCAACUUUAUGUACUCUUACUUGGCCAAGGUUCAGCAGAUGCAUCCUCACAUGAUGAUGACGUCGUCGGCAUCGCAAAAACAGCAACCUUCAAGGGAUCAGAACGAUGAGUAUUCACAGUACCAGAAAUACCAAGAAUCUCAGCAGGAACAGUACAGCGAUAGUUCCUACGAUGAUCCUCAGAUGUACGAGUACGGCGACGACCAGCGCGAUAAUUACCGGCCACAUUCAAGGGGUAGUAAGUACGAAAACGGGAAUGUAUAUGGUCCUGGACAUCAUCAAUAUGGGCAUUCAACGUUUGGCGAUGACGUCCAGCUGGACGACGAUGAUGACGAUAUGUGGUGA